Messenger RNA from Poeciliopsis prolifica (blackstripe livebearer), 16309 nucleotides. It is a transcript of the gene birc6, whose product is annotated as baculoviral IAP repeat containing 6. Gene Ontology annotation, cellular component: nucleus. Lineage: Eukaryota; Metazoa; Chordata; Actinopteri; Cyprinodontiformes; Poeciliidae. The transcript is spliced from 73 exons. The coding region runs from base 206 to 15205 and encodes 4999 amino acids. Gene Ontology annotation, molecular function: ubiquitin conjugating enzyme activity; cysteine-type endopeptidase inhibitor activity. Gene Ontology annotation, biological process: apoptotic process; negative regulation of apoptotic process; regulation of cytokinesis. The record is from RefSeq and is a predicted model, not a curated record.
GUUCCUAUGGUGUAAGUGACAGAGCCUAGCCUGGAGUUCCUCUGCGCUGAUGGUGAAUAGCCACCGCGGCUGUGACGGGCGGAGAAGAAGCCGCAGAAGGCUGGGGAGUGGCAAUUCGGAAUCUGCCCCUUAGAUGAAUUCAAUUUAAGUUUAUCGUCAGGUUCUAACAAACCCAAAAGAGGAGGAAGAGGAAAAAAUAGGAAAGAUGGCGGCCGCGGCCUCGCCGGGCUCGUCCACCUCCUCAGACUGGAUUGUAGUGAGAGACGGUUGCCUGCGUUGCGACGAGGAAGGCCUGCGAAGUCUUUCCUACCACCCGGCCCUCAACGCUAUCUUAGCCGUUACCAGCCGGGGAAGCAUUAAAGUCAUAGACGGAACUUCAGGAGCCAUUCUUCAGGCGUCAGCACUGCACGCUAAACCAGGCGGCCGCGUCAGAUGCCAGUACUUUCCUGCAGUUGACAAGGUGCUUUUUGUGGACGACUUCGCCGUGGGGUGCAGGAAGGACCUGAAUGGCAUUCUGCUCUUGGACACGGCCCUACAGCCGCCAGUGGCCAAGCCGGAGGACGUGGUUCAACUGGAGCUGCCAGUCACAGAGGCGCAGCAAAUGCUGUCAGCGUGUCAGGAGAAGAUUGAUGUGUCCAGCACUGAGGGGUAUGAAGUCUUCAUCAGCCAGCUCAAAGAAGGUCUGAAGAAUACCUCACAUGAGACUGCAGCCAAUCAUAAAGUAGCUAAGUGGGCAACGGUCACUUUCCAUCUCCCCCAUCAUGUGCUGAAGCUGGUGGCUGGAGCCAUCGUCAGCGAGCUGAAGAAGAUAAACCAGAACGUAGCUGCCUUGUCUGUAGCCUCCUCCAUCAUGGACAGGCUCUCCUACCUCUUGUCAAGCGCCAGGCCUGAGCUCGGGGUGGGCCCUGGACGCUCUGUAGAUAGAUCCCUGAUGUACAGUGAGGCCAACAGACGGGAGACGUUUACAUCAUGGCCACACGCUGGUUACAGAUGGGCUCAGCCUGAUCCGAUGGCUCAAGCAGGGUUUUAUCACCAGCCUGCCUCGACAGGGGAUGACAGAGCUAUGUGUUUCACCUGCAGUGUGUGUCUCGUCUGCUGGGAGCCUACAGAUGAACCUUGGUCUGAACAUGAGAGACAUUCACCCAACUGUCCAUUCGUGAAAGGAGAGCACACUCAGAAUGUUCCUCUGUCGGUAACCCUGGCGACCAGUCCAGCUCAGUUCCCCAAUAGUCCCGACAGUUCAGACAAGAUUGCUUGCUAUGGAUUUGGUAGCUGCCCACAGUUCCUAGCUGCUGCCACAAGAAGGGGCAAGAUCUGCAUCUGGGAUGUUUCUAAAAUGAUGAAGGUGCACCUAAAGUUUGAUGUGAACCCAUAUGACCCAGCCAUCAUCCGGCAGCUGAUCUUGUGCAGUGGUGAACAGGGCCAGCAGGCGCUGACUGAGUCUCGAAGGCCCACUCUCACUUGGUUGGAGGAGUCCUCUUCCUGCUCUGACCUGCCCAAGCUAGAAGGUGACAGUGACGACCAGCUGGAGGACUCUGACAGCGAGGAGCCUUCACGAUCAGAAUCCAUAACGGGUCAGCCAUCCCAGUGGGAGAGCAUGGACCUGAAUCUCAGUGUGACAGCGCUCAGUGUGCUACAGCAACCAGAGAAGCUUCAGUGGGAAGUAGUUGCCAGUGUUUUGGAGGAUACCGUCAAGGAUUUGGAGGAGCUUGGUGCAAACCCCUCAUUAAACCAAACAAAGGCCAACAGCCAGGCCAAACCAAAAGACAAGAUGCCUGACCACCACAACAUUCCCUUUCCCUGCUUGCUAGCUGGAGGCCUUUUAAGCUACCGCUCAGCCUCCAUAAACCCCAUGGCUAUUCCACCAUCUCCGUCAACUUCGACAUGCAGGACCACCGAUGGUCCACUAAGGACUCAGGCUGCUGAGACGCAUGCUGCAUCUCUACAGGAACAUGGUCCAAUGGAGAUAGAUCCUUGCCACCCUCAGUCUGGUACCCAAGAGCAAGGCUUCUCUAACUUGGCAGGCUCUCAGCUGCUGAGUCCCUCCUCUAUGCCAGCUGUGCGCAGGACUGUACCUGUGCUUCUGCUAUAUAGUAUUAGAGAGGUGGAUGACAAAUCCUCAGGGCAGGUAUUUGCUCAGAUGAACAAUUUAAUGAGCAAGGGUCUACACGAGGAAGGCUUUACUGUGCCACAAAUCAUUGAAAUGGAGUUUGAUACACAUGAGCAACUACUUCUUCAAGACCCUCCCAUCACAUACAUCCAGCAGUUUGCUGAUGCAACUAAUCUAGCAGGGAUAGAUGGGCAUGUGGACAAAUGGAACACACUGGCAGCAGCAACUGUCUCCAACCCCCCUCGACCCGGAACCCUGGUACAGUGCUUAAGGCUUCCAAAGCAGCUGGAAGAAGAAAAUGUCUUUGUGGACUCCAUAAUGCCGUGCUGGGACGGGGUGCACAUUUUGGUUGGUCUGAAACCUUGUGGUUUUGAGUCUGUAAGUGCUUCAAACCAAGUUGAGGCUCUUAACAAUCUAAACCGCCUACACUCAGCUCUUUGCAGCCAGCGCGAAACAGACUCCCUUCGCCCGUUGGCCAAUGGAAUGGAAGGCCAUCACCCAGAGGGGUCUCCACCUCAGACCCCCUUCAUAGUACCUCCAGGAAACCACCAGCAGCAGCAGGAGAGGUCCCAGAGUCGUGGGAGUGGAGGGGGAUAUCUUGCACUUUACAAGCUCAACUACUCCACCCGGAUUGUCACUCUGGAAGAGGAGCCAAUCAAAGUACAACAGAUUUGGGACCCUUGUGAUGCCAUUACUUCUCUAAUUUUGCUCCCCCCUGAUGUUCUGGAUAGCAGAGAAGAUGAGAGUGAAGAGGCCCAUGAAGAAACUCUUCUUUCAGCUUCAACAAACGGUUUUUCUGGGCCUGUUGCAGAAAUUGAGACUGCAUGUGAAGCAGACACAAACAGCAUUGCUGGAAACAUCACCAGAUCUUCCACCUCUGCCUAUAGCCACAAAGAAUGCAAGAAGGCAGAAAUGGCAGGUCUAGGACACUUGGUGGUCACCACUCAGGCUGGCUUUAUUAUGAUAUUGGACCUGUCCACUUUGGAAGUUCUGGCUAAGGUGGAACCACCCAAAAAGGAUGGGUCAGCUGAGGAAACUGACCCAUUUGUCUCAGUGACAUACUGUUCUGGAACGGACCGCCUUUGUGCCUGCACUAAAGGUGGAGAACUUCAUUUCCUUCAAAUUGGAGGAGUUUGUGAUGAUGGGGAUGAUGGAGACAUGUUUAUAGAUGGCCCCCUUUCUAAAGGGGCUGAGCCGCUGCUUGAGGGGGCAAAGCCCUCCUCCAACCCGUCCAGCCCUGGAAUCACAGGAGUGGACCUCCUAGUGGACCAACCUCUGACCACUGAGAGUCUGGCGUCGUUGAUGGAGUUGACCCGGUUUGAAACGUUGACGCCGCGUUUCUCGGCCACCGUUCCACCAUGCUGGGUGGAGGUGCAGCAGGAGCAGCAGCAGCGACGCCACCCACAGCACCUUCAUCAGCAGCACCAUGGCGAUGCAGCCCAACACACCCGCACGUGGAAGCUCCAGAGUUACAGCUCCAGCUGGGAUGAGCAUGUGUUUGAACUGGUGCUGCCUAAAGCAUGCAUGGUGGGCCAUGUGGACUUCAAAUUUGUCUUGAAUCCCAACAUUGUCAACAUUCCUCAGAUCCAAGUCACUUUACUGAAGAACAAAGCACCAGGGCUGGGAAAAGUCAGCGAUGCAGCGGUGGACAGACAGAUCGCUUUUCCUCUCUCAAAUGUCCUGCAGACCAAUGGGGAGAAGAUCAGCCAGCCUCUUCUGCCGGACUUCGCAGAAGACAUCCACUUCAUGGACAUUGAGGAGACAUCAGGAUCAGUGCUGUGUCCAUUCCUUGAGGACCAUAAGGAGGAUAUUUUGUGUGGGCCGGUGUGGUUGGCCAGUGGGCUGGAUCUUUCUGGUCACUCUGGCAUGCUGAGCCUCACCAGCCCCAAGCUGGUCAGAGGCAUGGCGGGAGGGAAGUACCGCUCCUUCCUGGUUCACAUCAAAGCGGUGAGCGACAGUAGCAUGGAAGAGAGCCCGAGGCCCGUGUUGAGGAUGCCCAGCGCCAAGCCUCAGAGCUCCAAAGCUCACUCAUUGUCCUCCCUGCUGCAGCAGACCCAGGCCUCCAAGGAGAGAGCUGCUACGGGGAAGACGGAGGGAUCAGCGCAGUCAAAGAAGGUGGAGAACUUGCGAGGCUGCGACCUGCUGCAGGAAGUUUCAGUCACAAUCAGAAAGUUCAAGAAGACAUCAGUGCCCAAAGAGAGGGUGCAGCGCUGUGCCAUGCUGCAGUUCCCAGACUUUCAUGAGAAGUUACUGGAUGUGUUGUGCCAUCAGUUAGACGGCAACCCAGCCAAUGAGCAUGCUCAGAGCCUGAUUCUCGACAUCCUCUGCUGGCUGGCGGGGGUGUUCUCCAACGGACCUUGCAGCAUCAGGGAAGGAAAGGAGGGCCUGCUGGCCAAAACCAGGAGCCGGUUAACUGACAUCGUCAGGGUCUGUUUCUUUGAAGUGGGCCGCAGCAUAGCCCACAAAUGUGCUCGAUUUCUUGCACUUUGUAUUAGCAAUGGGAAAGGAGAGCCAAGUCAGCAGGGGUUUGGCACCAGCCUGCUGAAGGCUCUGCUGGAUAAUAUGGCCUACUUGCCUGCCGCAGCAACUGGUGGCUCUGUGUUUUGGUACUUUGUACUGCUGAACUACGUGAAGGAGGAAGAUCUGGCAGGCUGCAGCACAGCAUGUGCCUCCCUGCUCACCACCAUCUCUCGACAGCUGCAGGACCGCCUCACCCCUCUGGAAGCUCUGCUGCAAACCAGGUACGGUCUAUACAGCUCUCCAUUUGACCCGGUGCUGUUUGACCUGGAGGUCAGCGGCUCCUCCUGCAAGAACGCCUUCAACAGCAGCAUCGGAGUCCAGUCUGAUGAGAUCGACCUCUCUGAAAUUCUCUCAGGGAAUGGGAAAGUGAGCAGUUCUGCUGCGGCAGAGGGCAGCUUCACCGCACUGACUGGACUCCUGGAGGUGGAGCCCUUGCACUUUACCUGCAUAUCCACUAGUGAUGGCACACGGGUGGAGCGAGAUGAUGCCAGCAUGUUCACUGUGAGUACGUUUGGUGUGACUCCGGCGAUGGGCGGCCUGUCAACAGGGACGGUCGGAGAAGCUUCAACAGCUCUGAGUUCUGCAGCUCAGGUAGCCCUGCAGUCCCUGUCACAUGCCAUGGUCUCAGCUGAGCAGCAGCUGCAGGUGCUGCAGGAGAAACAGCAGCAGUUGCUGAAGCUCCAGCAGCAGAAAGCAAAGCUGGAGGCCAAGCUUCAUCAGACCACCUCUGCUGCUGCCGCUGUGGCUUCUGGGGUUGGACCCAUGAGUAACUCUGUGCCUUCCAAUUCCUCCGCCCCGGGCUUCUUCAUUCACCCCUCCGACGUCAUCCCACCAACACCGAAAACCACGCCCCUCUUCAUGACUCCUCCCCUCACACCACCCAACGAGGCGGUGUCUGCAGCCUUCAGUGCAGAACUGGCUCACCUGUUCCCUGGGCCCAUGAUGGACCAGGGGCCCGUCAACAUGGCUGCGCACAAGAACACGCAGAAAGCCAAGCCGAGUCCCAUGGGCAGUGGGCUGGCUCUGGCUAUUUCUCAGGCAUCUCACUUCCUGCAGCCUCCUCCACACCAGUCUAUAAUCAUAGAGCGGAUGCACUCUGGAGCUCGACGGUACGUCACCCUGGACUUCGGCCGCCCCGUUCUGCUGACUGACGCUCUAAUUCCUACCUGCGGAGACCUGGCGUCUCUGUCCAUCGACAUCUGGACGCUGGGGGAGGAGUUGGACGGACGCAGACUGGUGGUGGCCACUGACAUCAGCACCCAUUCGCUCAUUCUGCACGACCUGCUGCCACCACCCGUCUGCAGAUUUAUGAAGAUCACUGUGAUCGGACGCUACGGCAGCACCAGCGCGCGAGCAAAGAUCCCGUUAGGCUUCUUCUACGGCCAUACGUACAUCCUGCCAUGGGAGAGUGAGCUGAAACUGAUGCAUGACCCUCUGCGGGGAGAUAGUGAGGCUGCCAGUCAGCCAGAUGUGGAUCAACAUCUGACCAUGAUGGUGGCUCUGCAGGAGGACAUCCAGUGCAGGUACAAUCUAGCUUGCCAUCGAUUGGAGACUCUUCUUCAGAACAUCGACCUUCCACCUCUUAACAGCGCCAAUAAUGCCCAGUAUUUCCUACGGAAACCAGACAAGGUGGUAGAAGAGGACCAGCGGGUCUUCUCAGCCUAUCAGGACUGCAUCCAGCUGCAGCUGCAGCUCAACCUGGCCCACCAUGCCGUCCAAAGGCUGCGGGUGUCUCUGGGUGCCAGCCGCAAGUCUCUGCCCCGGGCCUGUGACCCGGAGGCCCAGGGGCUGGUCCACAGCUCCUCCACUGAGCAGCUCAGGACAAUCAUCCGUUACCUGCUGGACACGCUCCUCAGCCUUCUGCACUCCAAUAACGGACACUCUGUCCCUUCGGUGCUCCAGAACACCUUCCACGCCCAGGCCUGUGAAGAGCUUUUUAAACAUCUCUGCAUCAGCGGAACGCCGAAAAUCCGUCUUCAUGCUGGACUGCUGUUGGUGCAGCUGUGUGGGGGUGAGCGCUGGUGGGGCCAGUUCCUCUCCAACGUCCUGCAGGAGCUCUACAACUCUGAGCAGCUGCUUAUCUUUCCCCAGGACAGAGUAUUCAUGCUCCUGUCCUGCAUUGGCCAAAGAUCCCUGAGUAACAGUGGGGUGUUGGAAGGUCUCCUGAACCUGUUAGACAGUUUGCUAUCCCCUCUGCAGCAACCACAGGCUGCUUCCCAGCGCAGGACUGAAGGGAUAUUGGAUAUUCCCAUGAUCAGCUGGGUGGUGAUGUUGGUUUCAAGACUCUUGGACUAUGUAGCCAGCAUUGAAGAUGAAGCCUCAGGGGCGAAGAAGAACCUUGGAGGGAAGGAAAGGGACCGGCCUGUAACAGGGAUUCAGUGGAGUUUUAUCAACAACACGCUCCAGUCUCAGAACUCCAACAGGACAGCUAAAGGCAGCAGCAGCCUGGAUCGGCUGUACUCACGGAAGCUUCGCAAGCAGCUCGUUCAUCACAAGCAGCAGUUAAAUCUAUUGAAAGCCAAACAGAAGGCUUUGGUUGAGCAAAUAGAGAAGGAGAAAAUCCAAAGCAACAAAGGAUCCUCAUACAAACUGCUAGUGGAACAGGCCAAACUCAAACAAGCUACAUCUAAGCACUUUAAAGACCUGAUCCGUCUGAGACGGACAGCUGAAUGGCCUCGCUCCACACUGGAUGCAGAGUCCACAACAGCCAAAGAAGCCCCAGAAGUAGAACCUUUGCCCUUCACUCUGUCCCAUGAACGCUGCAUCUCUGUAGUGCAGAAACUCGCCCUGUUUUUGCUCUCUAUGGACUUUACUUGCCAUGCGGAUCUGUUGCUUUUUGUCUGCAAGGUACUUGCUAGGAUAGCUAAUGCCACAAGACCUACAAUCCAUCUGUGUGAGGUGGUGUCUGAACAGCAGCUGGAACGCCUUCUGCUACUGCUUGUAGGAACAGACUUCAAUCGAGGAGACAUCUCCUGGGGAGGGGCCUGGGCACAGUACUCCCUCACAUGCAUGCUCCAGGACAUCCUGGCAGGUGAACUGAUGUCUCCGGGCUCUCUGGAUCCCAUGGAAGAGGUGGUUGUGGGUGAGGAGGCAGGAGCGUCAUCUUCCUCAGCCAUGGCAGACUCAGACGACUCUUUGGCCCAGCCUUCCACCAUUCCCCUGGUGGAGACCAUCGAUGAAGCGCUGGUGCCAGACAUCAUCGCAGGGACCACAGGGACCUCCACCGUGUUCCAGAGUGCUCCACCUCUGUCAUCUUUGGAAAAAGAUAAAGACAUAGACUUUGACUUGCUGCAAGACCUCAUGGAUGUUGAUAUUGAUCCUUUAGAUAUUGAUUUGGAAAAAGAUCCUCUCGCUGCCAAAGUAUUUAAGCCUAUAAGCAGCACCUGGUAUGACUACUGGGGUGCUGACUAUGGAACAUAUGGGUACAACCCUUACAUCGGAGGGGUUGGGAUUCCGGUAUCCAAACCUUUGGUUGCCCCUGAAAAGCCAGCCUCUCAGUGUGUGUCGGUCUCUGUGUCUCAAGCGCUGGAUGCCCGACUUGAAGUUGGCCUGGAGCAGCAAGCUGAACUGAUGCUGAAAAUGAUGGCAACUUUACAGGCUGACUCCAUUCUACAGGCUCUCAGUUCCAGUUCAUCUACAAUCACUCAGCCUGCCAAUGGUACCGAUGACUCCCUGCUCAGAGCAUUCCACAGCGGGGGCUCCCCACCCUGCAGCGGCCCCACCGUCCAGCCCUCCUCUGUUCCCAUUCUGAGUAACUGCUUCAACAAGCUUUUCUCCAUGCUGCAGGUCCACCAUGUACAGCUGGAGUCGCUGCUGCAGUUGUGGCUAACGCUCAGUCUAAACACGGGUUCUGGUGGCAGCGAAGACAGCGGAUCAGAUAUUUUCCUCUUCAACGCCAGCCGGGUGCCCACCAUCCCGCUCAACCAAGCCUCUGUCAGCAGUUUCAUCUCGGUGCUGGCCUGGUACCCCAGCACAUCCCUGAGAACAUGGUGCCUGGUGCUACACUCCCUCACCCUGAUGACCAACAUGCCCACCUCUGCCUCCAUCAGCGUGCUGAACUGCCAGGACAGCACGGCCCAACAGAUGGUGUCAGAUCCCACCCUUGUCCAUGUGCUGGUGCGCUUCCUGUCCAGCAGUAGCACCAAUGGGACCAGUCAGCACAGCUCCCAGGUGGGCCCCACCGCCACACAGGCUAUGCAUGAGUUCCUGAGCCGCCUGCAGGUCCACCUGUCCUCCACCUGCCCCCAGAUGUUCAGCGAGUUCCUCCUGAAGCUCAUCCACAUCCUGUCCACUGAGAGGGGCCCGUUCCAGUCGGGCCAGGGUCCUCUGGAUGCCCAGGUCAAGCUGCUGGACUUUACCCUAGAGCAGAACUUUGAGGUGGUUUCUGUGUCCACUAUUUCCUCCGUCCUGGAGUCCAUCACGUUCCUGGUUCACCACUACAUCACAUGCUCAGACAAGGUGGUGUCCCGCAGCGGCUCUGACAGCUCCGUGGGGGCCCGCGCCUGCUUCGGAGGUCUGUUUGCCAACAUCAUCCGACCCGGAGACGCCAAGGCCGUGUGUGGGGAAACUACGCGCGACCAGCUCAUGUUCAACUUGCUGAAACUGGUGAACGUGCUGGUGCAGCUUCCUCUGUCAGGGGACCGCGAGUUCAGCGGGCGGCUGCCGCCGGUUGGCAGCGGUGCCGCCGACAGCAGCGUCUCAGAUGAGGAGAAGGUCUGUGGAAGCAAGGAGAGUGUGGCGGGAGGAGUUUCAUCCAGUCCCGGGCCCCCUGCUGGCGUGGCUGACCUGGUGCUAGCUAACCAGCAGAUAAUGAGCCAGAUCUUGUCAGCAUUGGGUCAGUGCAACAGCAGUGCCAUGGCGAUGAUCAUCGGUGCCAGCGGUCUCCAUCUUACUAAACAUGAGAACUUCCAUGGCGGUCUGGAUGCCAUCUCAGUGGGCGAUGGCCUUUUCACCAUCCUUACCACUCUGAGCAAGAGGGCCAGCUCAGUGCAGGUCAUGCUGCAGCCCAUUCUCACUUACAUGGCCUGCGGUUACAUGGGCAGACAGGGUUCUCUCUCCACCUGCCAGCUGUCGGAGCCUCUUCUGUGGUUCAUCCUGCGUGUGUUGGAUACCAGUGAAGCUCUCAAGGCUUUCCAUGACAUGGGAGGUGUACAGUUGAUCUGUAACAACAUGGUGACAAGCACCAGAGCCAUUGUGAACACAGCACGCAGUAUGGUGUCCACCAUCAUGAAAUUCUUGGACUCUGGUCCUGGGAAAACUGCUGACGGUAACCUUAAGGCCAGGGUGAUGACGUCGGAGCCAGACAACGCUGAGGGACUCCACAACUUCGCUCCUUUAGGCACCAUCACAUCCAGCAGCCCCACUGCACAACCAGCAGAGGUUCUGCUUCAGGCCACGCCCCCCCACCGCCGGGCACGCUCAGCUGCUUGGUCCUACAUCUUCCUGCCAGAGGAGGCGUGGUGUGACCUCACCAUCCACCUUCCUGCUGCUGUGCUGCUCAAGGAGGUCCACAUCCAGCCUCAUCUAGCUUCUCUGGCCACCUGCCCAUCCUCCGUCUCUGUGGAGAUCAGUGCAGACGGUGUCAACAUGUUGCCUCUUUCUACACCAGUCCUCACCAGUGGCCUCACCUACAUAAAGAUCCAGCUGGUGAAGGCCGAAGUGGCGUCCGCGGUGUGCCUGAGGCUCCACCGGCCGCGGGACGCCAGCACCCUGGGGCUUUCUCAGAUCAAACUGCUGGGGUUGACGGCGUUUGGCAAUACCUCUUCUGCUACGGUCAACAACCCCUUUCUGCCCUCUGAGGACCAGGUCUCUAAAACCAGCAUCGGGUGGCUCCGCCUGCUCCAUCACUGCCUGACUCAUGUUGGGGACCUGGAGGCCAUGAUGGCCAGUGCUGCAGCACCCACAGCCAACCUGCUGCAGACCUGUGCUGCUCUGCUCAUGUCUCCCUACUGCGGCAUGCACUCCCCCAACAUCGAGGCAGUGCUGGUCAAAAUAGGACUGCAGUCCACGAGAAUCGGACUCAAACUCAUAGACAUUCUGCUGAGGAACUGUGCUGCCUCUGGCACAGACCCUGCAAAUCUAAACAGUCCUCUGCUGUUUGGACGCCUCAACGGCCUUUCCUCUGACUCCACCAUUGACAUUCUGUACCAGCUGGGAACCACGCAGGACUCUGGAACCAAAGACAGGAUCCAGGCUCUGCUCCACUGGGUGUACGACUCGUCCAGAGUGGCAGGUCAUAAAAUGAGUGUUCCUGCGGGUUACGCUUCUGCCGGCUCCUCCUCCUCCUCCUCCAGAGAGUACGGUCUCCUCAUGCCUUCUCCCUCUCACCUCCACUGCGUGGCGGCCAUCUUGUGGCACAGUUUCGAGCUGCCUGUUGACUAUGAUCUUCCUGGGCUUCUCAACAGAGAACUUUUUGAGCUCCUGUUCAACUGGUCCAUGUCUCUCUCAUGCAACAUCGUGCUGAAGAAGGCUGUGGACAGCCUGCUGUGCUCCAUGUGUCAUAUUCACCCCAGCUACUUCACCCUGCUCAUGUCCUGGAUGAAGAUCGUUUCCGUGCCAACAGCUAGCCACUCCCAUGCCCAGCAGCGGCGACUUGCAAUGACGGAUGAUGGGAAAAAGCAGCAUGAUGCUAGCACUGGUGGACUAACAGAUGACUCAAAACAUGCUAGACCCCCAGUCAACCUUUCCGAGUCCCAGUUGACCACCCUUGCAGCCGCUUCCCAGUCCCCAGGAGCCAUCCAGCAGCUGCUGGACUCAGGCCUGCCCUCGCUGCUGGUGCGCAGCCUGGUCCAGUUCUGCGUGGGACUCCUAGUCAGUGCUGAUCUGCCUCUACCUGCCGCUCAGGUAGACAGGCGCCACCACCACCACUACCACUCGCUGUCGCCCUCACCGUCCCAGCAAGGCAGGACAGCCCUGGCCGCUGAACUGGCUGCUCCGGUGCUGCGCUUCCUCACAGAGGUGGGCAACAGUCACUCAAUGAAGGACUGGCUCGGUGGGCCUGAGGUCUACCCUCUGUGGACGGCGCUGCUCUUCCUGCUCUGCCACUCCAGCGCCAGUGCUGGUUCCAGUACUGGUCCCAGUGCUGCUUCCAGUCCUGGCUGUCAGCCGCUGGCCACCGGAUCUGCUGCAGGUCCACCUCCAGCCCCCAUGCCACAAACAGGGUCUCACUUCUCCCAGUUGUCAUCCAGCCAGGCGGGGGGUCUCACCACACAGCAGAGAACGGCUUUAGAGAACGCAACUGUGGCUUUUUUCCUUCAGUGCAUCUCCUGUCACCCUAGCAACCAGCGGCUCAUGGCACAGGUGCUGUGUGAACUCUUCCAGUCGGCUCCCCAACGAGGCAACGUUCCCAUCUCCCAAAAUAUCUCAGGCUUCAUCCGAAGACUCUUCCUGCAGCUCAUGCUGGAGGAUGAGAAAGUUACAGUCUUCCUCCAGUCCCCCUGCCCAUUGUAUAAAGGUCGCAUCAACGCCACCAGCCACAUGAUCCAGCAUCCCAUGUAUGGAGCAGGCCACAAGUACCGCACCCUCCAUCUGCCAAUCUCUACUACACUAGCUGAGGUCCUCGACCGGGUGUCUGACACUCCCAGCAUUACAGCAAAGUUGAUCAGUGAGCAGAAGGAGGACAAGGAGAAAAAGAAUCAUGAGGAGAAGGAGAAGAUGAAGGCAGACAACGGCUUUCAGGACAACUACAGUGUGGUUGUAGCGUCAGGUUUAAAAUCCCAGUCCAAACGAGCUCUUCUGACCCCUCCACGACCUCCGUCACGACGGGGUCGUAUUGUGGGUGACAAGCUGACCUCUUCGUCUGGCGUGGACCCUUCGGCCAAAACCAUCAGCGUGCCCGUCUUCCAUCUUUACCACAAGCUUCUUCCAGGUCAGCCCCUCCCCCCUGAGAUGACCCUGGCUCAGCUGCUCACUCUCCUGUAUGACCGUAAGCUGCCACAGGGCUACCAGUCCAUCAACCUGACCGUCAAGCUGGGCUCUAAGGUCAUCUCUGACCCUGGACUUUCUAAGACUGAUUCCUUCAAGAGGCUUCGCACUGAAAAAGUGGACCAUUGCGACAUGCUCAACAGCUGUCCUGAGGAUGAACCAAUGAUGGUCAGCGAAGAAUGUCUGGAUGCUGCAACUGAUGAGUCCCUGCUGGAAACCAACCCCAUCCAGUCACCACUGCAGGUCUUUGCUGGCAUGGGGGGGCUGGCCUUGAUUGCAGAGCGAUUGCCCAUGCUCUACCCUGAUGUCAUUCAGCAGGUCAGCGCCCCGCUGAUCCCAGCAUCCAGCCAGGAGAAAUCUAAAGACAGCGACCAGUUUGAAUGGGUGACCAUCGAGCAGUCAGGCGAGCUGGUGUACGAAGCCCCCGAGUCUGCUGCUGCAGAACCGCCGCCUGUGAACAAGCAGCAGUCCCAGUCCUCCUCCUCCUCAUCUUCAUCCUCGGUGCAGUCCAUGUCGCCCAUUCCGGCCCACUCACUGGCAGCGUUCGGCCUGUUCUUGCGCCUGCCGGGGUACGCUGAGGUGUUGUUGAAGGAGAGGAAGCACGCGCAGUGUCUGCUGCGUCUGGUGCUGGGCGUCACGGACGACGGAGAGGGCAGUCAUAUCCUGCAGUCCCCCUCUGCCAACGUGUUGCCCACCCUGCCAUUCCAUGUUCUUCGAGCAUUGUUCAGCAGCACACCUUUGACUACUGAUGACGGAGUACUGCUGCGCCGCAUGGCUUUAGAGAUUGGCGCCAUUCACCUAAUCCUGGCCUGUUUGUCAGCUCUGAGCCACCAUGCCCCUCGAAACCCCAAUGCCAGCAGCAACGUCUCUGAGCCGCAGAUGUCCAGUUGUCACAGUGGUGGGACGAGUGAGGAGCAGCAGCUUUACUGGGCUAAAGGAACUGGUUUUGGUACUGGCUCUACAGCUUCAGGUUGGGAUGUGGAGCAGGCCCUUACCAAGCAGAGAUUAGAGGAGGAACAUGUCACCUGUCUGCUGCAGGUUCUGGCCAGCUAUAUCAACCCGGCAGGGUCCAGCAGCAGCUGCCACGGUGCCGAUGCCUCUACAGACAGCAGAGCUCAGAACAGCUCAGCUCUGCCGACAGUGCUACAGGAGCUGCUCAGCCAGUCCUGCCUCAUCCCUGCCAUGUCCUCCUACUUACGCAAUGACUCAGUUCUGGAUAUGGCUCGCCAUGUUCCCCUGUACAGAGCACUGCUGGAGCUGCUAAGGGCCAUUUCCACCUACACAGCCCUGGUUCCACUCCUGCUUCCUCUGUCUGGGGAUCCUGGCCAAGAGGAGGAGGAGGAAGAUGAAGAGCAUUCUGAGGGACAGACUUCUGUAGGCAUGCUGCUGGCCAAAAUGAAGACAUGUGUGGACACAUAUACCAAUCGCCUCAGGUCAAAGAAGGAUAAAAGCAAAGGUGUGGCGAAACCAGAUGGGUCGGACCCAGAACCUGAGGGUCUGACCCUGCUGGUGCCCGACAUCCAGAGAACAGCUGAGAUAGUCCAUGCAGCUACUACCAGCCUACGACAAGCCAAUCACGAGAGGAAACUAGUUGAGUCGUCAAAGAAGGUGUCGAGUCGGCCCAAACCACUGUCAGUUCUUCGCUCCUUGGAAGAGAAAUACGUUGCUGCCAUGAAGAAGCUCCAGUUUGACACGUUUGAAAUGGUUUCAGAAGACGAGGAAGGGAAGCUGAUGUUUAAGGUCAACUACCACUACAUGUCUCAGGUUAAAAACGCCAGUGAUACCAACAGUGCGGCCAGAUCGCGGCGUCUUGCCCAGGAGGCCGUCACCCUGUCCACAUCUCUCCCUCUGUCAUCCUCGUCCAGUGUCUUUGUCCGCUGUGAUGAGGAGAGGCUCGAUAUCAUGAAGGUUCUCAUCACUGGCCCAGGCGACACCCCAUAUGCCAAUGGUUGCUUUGAGUUCGACGUCUAUUUUCCCCAGGACUAUCCAAACUCCCCUCCCCUGGUCAACCUGGAGACCACCGGCGGACACAGCGUGCGCUUCAAUCCAAACCUCUACAAUGAUGGAAAAGUGUGUUUAAGUAUCCUCAACACAUGGCAUGGGAGACCAGAGGAGAAGUGGAACCCCCAGACCUCAAGCUUUUUACAGGUGCUAGUGUCUGUGCAGUCCCUCAUCCUAGUGGCUGAGCCCUACUUUAACGAGCCGGGGUAUGAGCGUUCCCGCGGGACCCCCAGUGGCACCCAGAGCUCUCGAGAAUAUGACGGCAACAUCCGGCAGGCCACGGUCAAGUGGGCCAUGCUGGAACAGAUCCGCAACCCGUCGCCGUGCUUCAAGGAGGUGAUCCACAAACAUUUCUACCUGAAGAGAACCGAGAUCAUGUCUCAGUGUGAGGAGUGGAUCGCCGACAUCCAGCAGUACAGCAACGACAAGCGGGUCGGCCGCACCAUGUCCCACCAUGCAGCUGCUCUCAAGAGACACACAGCCCAGCUGAGAGAGGAGCUACUGAAGCUGUCCUGUCCCGACGGCCUGGAGCCCGACGGAGACGAGUUCUCUGAGAAGAGCGCCGCGCUCAUCCUCAAAGACCUGUCCAGUCAGGACGCAGAGAAACCCGCCGGCAGUCAGGACAGCCACUGCAGCGAGGGCCAGCUAUGAGCCCACCCACUCACCCCCACCCACCAGGCCACUCGGACCCCACUGACCCUGCUGCCCCAUCUUUUCCAGUAUCUUCGGCCCUUCACCUUCCUCUUUCUGAUGAUUACUCUUUAAAGACUGGAUGGCUUUGAGAGGGGGAGUCAUCACUUUGUCAAUAUUUGUAUGUAAAGAUCUAAUUGCAGAAUAGUAGUGGAGGGAGAUCGAGUACCAGAAGCCGAUGAGACAAACUCUGAACUACGCUAUGCCCUUAUUACAGAGUCAAGAAAAACUUUUAUUCACCUGUAAAAGACUGUAAACAUUUUGUGCUUUUUUUUUCCAAUUGUGAAAUAACCACUGAUUGGUAUGUUAUUAAACUUGUUUAUGUAUACAUAAUGGCAGAGGAAAAAUGACAGAUUAUAUAAGGGAAACUACCUUUAGAGAAGAAUGUUUACUGAAUGUUAAGUCCUUUUUGUUUUCUUUUUUUGGGGGGGGCGGUGUUUUUGGGACUGUUAGAGCGGUGAUAGCUGGAAUCAAGGAUAUAUUGGUCAUUCUUAAAGCAUAUUAUUUAAAAGAAGAAAACACACCGGAAAGUGACUCUCAGAAAAACCUCUGGAGACCCCACGCUACCUUUGAUUUGUCUUGGAUCAUAUCCACUUCAAUAAGGUUUAAGAUGGACAUUUUUAACUCAUGUUAUAUCCCUUUUACAGGCUCCAAAUUAAAAGGCUUAAACACACUCUGGAUCGGCAUUUGUCGCCUCUUAGAACUUCUCCAUAACUGCUUUCCAUUCACACGACUGUAGACGGCCAGAUCGGGAAAUGUACUUUAAAGGCUUGUGCAUGUGUCUGUGUGUUUUCUGUGCGUGUGCAACAAUCCCCCGUGAGAUACAAAAGCUGUGAUGUGCCUUUGAUCUACACCAUACCACCAAAUACUCCCAACAGAGUACCUUUGCUGAAUAAUCUGCUAUUUCUACAGAAUUCUGCUCCGUCUAGCUAAAGAAAACUGCUUUGAUUUGAUUUUAUUAUGUUGAAACAGCAGUGGAAAAAAAAAAUGCACUUUCUAUUUUACUCACUCCUUAGUACAGUAACAUAAUCCUUUUGCUAGGACAUUAAAUGGAGCUUGAAAAUA